GUGGCGCUGGAUACCAACAAAGAUGAAUGUUGCAGAUGAUCUAACAAGAGAUCAAGACGACAUCAAACUAACAACUUUGGAUAGGUGGUACAAGGGUCCAGACUUUUUAUAUCUCAAACCUGAAUAUUGGCCAAAAGAAGACAGUCAGCAAACGAACCUAGACACUGCAGCAUCACUGGAAUUGAAAAAAGGGACAAUAUGUUUGAUAACAUCUUCAAAAUCUAUCGACGUAUUACCAGAAGUUCAAAGAUUCUCACGUUGGACAUCAUUAAUGAAAAGUACAGCCAUAGUGUUGAAAUUCAUCAGAUUAUGUGCGAGAAAGGAGGAAAAUAAAAUAAUAACAUGAAAGAAAUCGCGAUUAUCGCAGGAGGAGGAACUUUACACAAAAAAAGCAAAUUAUAUCAGUUAACACCGUAUAUGAAAAACGAAUAUUUAUGUGUAGGAGGUCGAACAAAUUAUUCCACAGACUUACCUGAUACAGCAAAAAGCCCAUUAAUUUUUGAUAGCCGUCAUUUUGCAGUGAAAUUAUUGAUUCUACAUUAUCAUGUGAUAAUGGGACACCAAGGUGUAGAAGUGAUCCUCAAUGAACUUCGUCAAAGAUUUUGGAUACUACAAGCAAGGAAGGCAAUAAAAAGAGCGAUGAGAUAUUGUCCAAUUUGCAGCCUG
Molecule: messenger RNA, 666 nt
Organism: Coccinella septempunctata (seven-spotted ladybird)
Lineage: Eukaryota; Metazoa; Arthropoda; Insecta; Coleoptera; Coccinellidae
Exons: 2
Coding region: 23-346 (107 amino acids)
Source: RefSeq, a predicted model, not a curated record